CCCGAGCUUUUCUGCAUACACUCCAAGUUGAAUGCUUUCACCAGCUUUGGUCAUUGAAUACCGCUGUUCCAUGGGCCCUACUAUGGCAAAGAGACACAAUAUGAGAGGGGAUAUAUGCGAAGCACACUCUGGGCCAGGUUCAACGUAAACUGCAACGCUGAGGUGCCAUUUGCUAUGCCCAAUCGUCGGGAUUGCAGUCCAACAUUCCAUUCUUGCCACGUUGCAAGAACCUAUUCGCUAAUGCUCUCUCUAUUUUUUGACCGGAAGAGCAGUGGAACAGGGCGCUGAAAAAUCUCAUUGACAGCUUCGGGUAUAAUAGAAAAGGUAUAUUAUAAUAUACAAGCCAUAUAUCCUCACUUUGCUUAGAAGUUUGGGUUAACUAAGAAAUAUACUAAUAGCGAGUUAGUCGUUUC
Messenger RNA from Aspergillus alliaceus, 413 nucleotides. RefSeq lists its product as uncharacterized. The transcript has 3 exons. Bases 115 to 288 code for a protein of 57 amino acids. The record is from RefSeq and is a predicted model, not a curated record. NCBI's taxonomy places the organism in Eukaryota, Fungi, Ascomycota, Eurotiomycetes, Eurotiales, Aspergillaceae.